Molecule: messenger RNA, 879 nt
Organism: Beauveria bassiana ARSEF 2860
Lineage: Eukaryota; Fungi; Ascomycota; Sordariomycetes; Hypocreales; Cordycipitaceae
Exons: 3
Coding region: 1-879 (292 amino acids)
Source: RefSeq, a predicted model, not a curated record
AUGACUGCAAAGCACGGGGAGUCGGCUCCCAUUCUCCAACGAACUUAUUUUACACCAGCAGUGCCCACCAGCACGCAAGAACCUGCGGCAGCGGCAGGGGAAAAGAAGCGUAAUAAGCUUGGAUAUCACAGAACAGUGAUAGCAUGCAACUGCAUCUUCUGCCCUGUUGACCAGCCACCGACAGUGGACUCACAAGGCAAGCCUGCUGGCCCAAGAACUGGCAGCUCAACAGCGCAUUCGCAUUUCUCCUCGCCAGCGCUCGCAUUUCGGCAUUCCGUUGACAUGGCAUCAGAAUCCAUGUACGGGAUGGGACCGAAGCAGGAUCCCAAUGGGCACGCGGCAUCCGCUAUUGCGCAGUCCAGUGUUGGGUAUCUGAGCGUUAUUGGUGAAGGAGUAAGCAUGCCGAUUGCCCCCGAACAGGACUUUAGUGUCUCAACGGGAACGAGUCUCGCCUGGGGAACCGUCGAGCCAAGCCCAGUUACACUGCCUGGAUCCAAGGAUAAGGGCUAUGAGUGGUGUCCAUAUGGCAGCGGAUCUGACUCUACAGAACAAAUAUCGCCUUUCGCCUCUGGAUCAACCACUCCAGCGACUUGGGUGACCACAAUGCCCAGAACGCCCCAGUUCACCGACUGGAACUGGAACAACGGUAUACUUUCGACGGCACAAGCGAUAUCCGCGUCCUUCAGUGGCGAAGUCAUGAGUCACCCGCAGCAUCAAUUCGUACCUGUUUCAAGCAAAUCGCCGUAUAAUGGGGCGGUCCCUAAUAUGGGGAACACGUUUACGUUGCCGAUGAACCAGGCCUCGGUAGCAGGCCAUCUGCCUAGCCAAGCCUGCGACCCCAGCGGCGGAUGGCAACCACAGCAACAGUCGAUGCUCUGA